Vicia faba (fava bean) is the source of this 633-nucleotide messenger RNA. The record is from the annotation of a GenBank genome assembly. NCBI's taxonomy places the organism in Eukaryota, Viridiplantae, Streptophyta, Magnoliopsida, Fabales, Fabaceae.
AUGGAAAAUUUUACUGCAUCAUUUAACAAAUCACAAGCUUUAAUAUCAGAAGAAGCCCUGGCUGAGAUAAAUGCUGCCACUACUGGAGACCACAUAUCAUUGGAUUAUCGCCUAAAGUCGAAUGUUCUUCAACUGAGUUACAAGUUGGCUUACAAAAAUUCUUCCUAUUCAGUGUAUGAUGAUCGAUAUAAUUUCAAUGCAGCCAAAGGAAAGGCAAGUCGAAGAAGUUUUUCUUCAACUACGGUGUCAGCAAAAGUGGGCAGUAUUAGUGAAACUGAUCACAGUAGGAAACGGGAGAUGGUUCUUCCUUUCACACCCCUUUCUAUCACUUUUGAUGAAAUCGGAUAUGAAGUGGACAUGCCACAGGAAAUAAAGGCCAAAGGAAUUCUUGAAGAUCCACUUGAACUUUUGAAGGGUGUUAAUGGAGCUUUUAGACCAGGAGUUCUAACAGCUCUAAUGGGUAUAAGUGGAGCUGGUAAAACAACUCUAAUGGAUGUGGAUUCUGCCACAAGAAAGAUGUUCAUUGAGGAAGUUAUGGAGUUAAUAGAGUUGACUUCAAUAAGAGAAAGGCUCGUUGGAUUUCCAGGUGCGUUUCUUCCUUGGCAAUCAUGGAAAAGAUCUUUCUCUAGUUAA